GCGUCUGACUAGAGCGCGCAGCGGUUUACCUCAACUCUUUGGAUCCGCUGUGAAUGAAGAACUCUUCCAGACACCUCGGAUCAUCCGACUGCAUUCUGUCACGCCGUAGAAAACUAAGAAAACACACUGGCAUCUAUAUUCAUCUCCGUCCGUCGAUCCGGAGGCGUUUGUUACACACACACACUGGACGUUUGUGACGGUUUUUACGUCUGAAGAAAGAACGGAAGAAGGACUAUUUUAGCUUUAAGUUAGUUUUUAUCUUUUGUCACAUGAAGGAUAUGGGCAUAUGUGGAAAUGUUGCGUUUUGUGCCAUGGUGCUCUUCUACUGCUCUUUCAUUACAGGUGAUUAUCUGUGCAUGUCGUCUGCGGCUAACGUGCCUUUACCACCUCACACCUCCGUGAGGAGAAGAGACGGCGUCACUGAUGUCAACGUGACCUCGACCCCCAGCAGCGAUCAGACACAGUCCUCUACUAACAUCACCAACAGCACUGAGCCCACGCCACAAACGGACACCACAACAACAGGGAUUUUGGUGAACCCAUCCGCCCCGGCGGAGAACGUCAGUUUCUCUAAGAACAUCACAGACAGUCGAAAUGCCUCUGAUGUGUCACCUGUGAAUAAUGAGACAGCAGUUACCACACGAAAACCUUCUACACUGCCGCCACCAACAACCCAUGAGCCCACAAGCACCGUCCACAUCAGCACGCUCCACCCGACAUCCACCGCCACGGGAACCAGCAGAGCUCCAGACACGAGCAGCCCGGAAACAACGAGCGCUCGCAGCAGACGGAGACCCACACUGCCGCCAUCAUCAACCACAGUGCUCACCACACAGAUGACAGCCAGCAGCAGCCCCGUGCAGGCCAAAGCCCACGCCGACACACCCUCGGCUCUGAACGUCGGAGACGAUGACAACAGCAAAGCAACCACUGACCCGCUCCUGGCUGGACUGGUGUCGGCGUUCGUCGUCGUCGCCGCCAUCGUGUCGGUCCUCAUAUUUCUCAAAUUCAGAAACACAAAUGACGGCCCAGAGUUUCGCAGACUUCAGGAUCUCCCCAUGGAUGAUAUGCUGGAGGACGCACCGCUCUCCAUGUACAGCUACUAAAAACCCAGAUGUUCUUCAGACAUCUUCAGAGCCCAACAUCCUCUCAUCAACACAGCACAGACACAAUUAAAUGUGCUUUAUAGAGGCACAAACACUCCUGUUGUUUCUGUUACAGGACUAAAUGUAGCAUAAUACUCCACUACAGCUGGUAAAUUCACCGUGGCCGUCAAUUCCUGUUCGUUGGGUCGUUUUCUUGCACUUUACGUGGGGUUUGGGAAGGGUCGUGUGCUGCGGGAAUAUUUGGGAGCUGUUUUUGGCUGUAUGUGUUCAUUUGUUUCUCUGAUAGUCGUGUCGUCUCUGGAUCUGCUUCAGCUGUGUGUGUUACAUUGUCUAAUUCUAGAAUUAACCAACUGCUUUGUUGUUGUUGUUUUUUUUUUUU
Molecule: messenger RNA, 1485 nt
Organism: Labeo rohita (rohu)
Lineage: Eukaryota; Metazoa; Chordata; Actinopteri; Cypriniformes; Cyprinidae
Exons: 5
Coding region: 270-1106 (278 amino acids)
Source: RefSeq, a predicted model, not a curated record